AUGCCUGCGCCUACCGCAUUGCAAAAGGCUGAGGAAGCCCCGCUCGACAACAAUGUCCAGCUCCCGGUCCAAGAUACCGAUGAGGACUUCCUGUUAGACGCGCCUGUUGAUUCAUCUGCCGAUGCGAAUGUCCUCGUGCCUGUGGAGGAGAGCAACGAAGAUGGUAUGCAGAUUGAUGAGGAGGGACGACCUCGAUUUGCGCCCGCCAGAGACAUCGAUCCCGUUACCAGAGUCGAGACGCGCAAGAUUCCUAUUCCUCCUCACCGAAUGACACCUCUGAAACAAUCAUGGACCUCUAUCUACCCGCCUCUGGUUGAGCACCUCAAGCUGCAAUGCCGAAUGAACAUUAAGCGAAAGACAGUCGAGUUGAGGUCAUCAAAGCAUACUACCGAGUCUGGAGCGCUGCAGAAGGGAGAGGAUUUCGUCAAGGCUUUCACCCUAGGCUUUGAUGUGGACGAUGCCAUCGCGCUGCUACGACUUGACGACCUUUACAUCCAGAGCUUUGAGAUCAAGGAUGUACGAACGAUGCAUGGUGACAGCCAAGCUCGUGCGAUUGGACGAAUUGCUGGAAAGGACGGAAAGACAAAGUUUGCCAUCGAGAAUGCCAGCAGAACACGUAUUAUUCUGGCCGACAGCAAGAUUCACAUCCUGGGUGGUUUCAAGAACAUUCACCUUGCUCGCGAGUCGGUCGUGAGUCUGAUUCUCGGAAAGCCACCCGGCAAGGUGUACGGCAACCUCCGAACGGUUGCGGCGAGAAUGAAGGAACGUUUCUAA
Messenger RNA from Fusarium coffeatum, 774 nucleotides. RefSeq lists its product as uncharacterized. Gene Ontology annotation, cellular component: nucleolus. Gene Ontology annotation, molecular function: RNA binding. NCBI's taxonomy places the organism in Eukaryota, Fungi, Ascomycota, Sordariomycetes, Hypocreales, Nectriaceae. The coding region runs from base 1 to 774 and encodes 257 amino acids. The record is from RefSeq and is a predicted model, not a curated record. The transcript has 3 exons.